AAGACCUUGAAAAAUAAUUCCUUUAAGGAUGGACAACAAAUUGCAAUACAAGCUGUGCGCACGCAACUUGGAUCUCAUUUCUGACCUGGAGUUCGUGGACAAACUGGUUAAGGACCUUGGAUUGGAGGCGGAACCGCAGGCACGUGGCGUUAUCCUCGACCUCGGUUACACUUUGGCAAGGGACAAACUGGUGGAGGCCAAACGCUUCGCCACGCUGGCGAACCGCUCCAACGUGAGUGCCGAGGAUCUGGAGAUGGCGCAGCUGGAGCGGACCGACGAGGUGAAGGGGGAAUCCGGCCAGCAGGCGCCGAAGGUCCUGGCUCCCAGCCAGGCGUCUCCGCCCAUGCCGAGUACGAGCCGGGGACUAUCGCUACCCACCAGGCGCCACUGUCAGGAGGGCAAGGUGACCGAUCUGAAGGACAAGGGCUUCAAACAGGCUCAACCGAAGCCGAAGACCGGAGUGCCAUCCAAUCCGUUGGCACAUGGUGCUGCCCUUUCGGGUGCUAGCAGCUCUAGCUCUCGUUCGGUCUUACCAGUGGCACUUUUCCUUCCGGAGGACUCUGAAAUACUUUCAACUAAUCCAAGUUCUACUUCCGCUGCUGGUCUACCAGGAGCCGGUCCCCCGGUCUUCAAAAAGCCACGACUCCCGAAGUAGGGUUACCGAGAAUGAGUGUAUUAUGAACAAAGCCCCAUUCUACACGUAAA
Messenger RNA from Drosophila subpulchrella, 705 nucleotides. RefSeq lists its product as uncharacterized. The record is from RefSeq and is a predicted model, not a curated record. The coding region runs from base 29 to 655 and encodes 208 amino acids. The transcript has 2 exons. Lineage: Eukaryota; Metazoa; Arthropoda; Insecta; Diptera; Drosophilidae.